Lactuca saligna is the source of this 285-nucleotide messenger RNA. The record is from the annotation of a GenBank genome assembly. Lineage: Eukaryota; Viridiplantae; Streptophyta; Magnoliopsida; Asterales; Asteraceae.
AUGCAAAACAAACAAUCUGAAAAACCUCUGACCCAACCCAGUCAGCAUCUAAUCAACCAGGCUCUAAGGGGCUUCACUUCGGCGAUGGCGGUAGUUGAGGAGGCAACGUCACCGACGGAGGCAAAGGCGGAAGAGAGAUCGCUGGAGGAGUGGUGGUCGGCUGAUGGCGGAAGGGCCGGUCAUCUGGUUGCAGUUCGGAGAUGCAGUGGGGGAGGCAGCGCCGUGUGUGUUGAAAGAGAAGAGGGGACUGGGAAAAGUGAAGGGCAAGCUUGGAUAGGAGCGUGA